UUCUUCUUCUCUUUCAUUCCUCACCCAUCAUUUCUUCUCUCCAUAUCUCUCCCUUUCUUCACAUCUCCAUUCCUCUCUUAUUUCAACUGCAAAAAUUCCUCUCAUUUCUCACAAAUUCACCAUCACUCUCCGCGAUAAAAUAACUCUCCUCGCUUCGAAUUUCGCCUCUGUUUCCGCUUCAGAGAUUUCCGUUUCAAUUUUUUAAAAAAAUGAAGAAAACAUGCGAGCUGUGUAAACAAGCGGCGCGGCUACUCUGCGAGUCAGACCAGGCGAUCUUAUGCUGGGACUGCGACGCCAGGGUGCACUCCGCCAACUUCCUGGUGGCGCGGCAUUCGAGAAACCUCCUCUGCCGCGCCUGCCAGUCGCCGACGUCGUGGUGCUCCACCGGAUCGAAGCUCUCGCCGACCUUCUCCUCCUGCCGGAAAUGCGCCGAUCAUUGCGAUGAGGAGGAGAAAUCGGCGUCGGCGGCGGAGGAGAUGGCGGAGAAUCACGUCGCGCCGUGGUCGCCGCCGCCGGAGAGCUCGCUCAGCGGCGGAGAAUCGGCGCCGGUCGCGAGGAAGCGCCGCGAUCGCGCCGCGAUUAUCGAAGAUCUGAAUAUCUGUGCGGAUUCGGUGGCGACGGCGCGGUGCAAGUCGCGGAGAUCGGAGGCGGUGGCGCCGGAGGAGAGGGACGUUGAUCUGAAUCUGACGCUGGGGCUUUUCAGCCGUUGAUUAAGCGGUUUAGUGUUAGGAUUAGUGUUAAUGCGAGUUUUAGAAUUAGUUUAUUGGGAAAUGAUUUUACACGUUUAUUAGAGUGUUUUUUUUUAAUUGUUAUUGUGCAAUAUUUUACUAAUUUUUAUUGGUUGUAAUAUUUGGUAGUAGUAAUAGCUAAAAUUGGUAUAUUCUAAUUUCAUUCCGUUGAGGGAUGCAUAUAUAAAUAUUCAACAAAAUCUUAUGGAGAA
Messenger RNA from Salvia hispanica, 940 nucleotides. RefSeq lists its product as uncharacterized. Lineage: Eukaryota; Viridiplantae; Streptophyta; Magnoliopsida; Lamiales; Lamiaceae. Gene Ontology annotation, molecular function: zinc ion binding. The record is from RefSeq and is a predicted model, not a curated record.